This is a messenger RNA of Dentiscutata erythropus, 220 nucleotides long. The record is from the annotation of a GenBank genome assembly. Lineage: Eukaryota; Fungi; Glomeromycota; Glomeromycetes; Diversisporales; Gigasporaceae.
UGAAAGACAAGAAUCAAUAAGUUCUUCAAUAUCCAAAUUAUACAAAACAAAUAUACCUAGUGAAGAAAAUCCUAAAAGCACUAAAAACAUUAGAGGUAUAGCGGUUCUGAAAAUACUAAAGAUACUAGAAAUGCUAAUAGUUCUGGAGGAUGAGGCAAGAGGUGAGCUACAAAAACUUGAAACUCAUUUUGCACUUGAAUGUGCUUAUGUAGAUGAUAAA